AUGGCGACGCAGCGGGAGCCUUAUGUGCGGUCUUUCACUCUCGACAGCGUACCGACAAUCAACUCUCGUGGCGAAGUUCAACACAUUGGCCGUUUCGAUGGCAUCAACAACAAGACUGAGCAUUGGGACCACUUACGCAAAGAUGAAGAGCUGUGGUCACAAGAUGCAGAUUGCCUCAUCCACUUCUACGCAGCCAACACUUCUCGCCGUGGACCGAGUCUCAAAAUACCUCUGAAGGUCGUCGAGCAAACCAAAAGUCGCUUCCUGCUCGAACAAUGCCUACACAGGCCGGCUCCCGCUAGUCCAAUCAACAGCGAGGACGAUAACUCCGAUAGUGGUUACAGCGGGUCCGUCAAUGGCAGUCAACAUGGCAGCUUUGAACUGCACAUUCCAUCGCCGCCGUAUCCAACCCGGCAACAAGCUCAUACGUUUCAUCUCACCACGAGGAACUUCUUCGCAUUCCUGCUCGACGUGCCAUUGGUGGGCCCGACUCUUGGUACCGCACUCACUCAGCUGUGGCAUCGGCUUCAGCUUUGGCAGGUCGACGACACCUGCGAGUCAAAGUUCCACACGUACUGUGAAGAUCAGGGCUAUCUGAGCUAUGUGGAGAACCCGGACUAUGCAGCAGCAUCGUUGUAUUUUGCAGAGCAGACAAAAGCGAGGGAAAUGUGGUCGGAAACCUUCACACACUGCGUGGGCAUGUAUGAGCGACUGGUCCAUAGUGAGGACUAUGCUCGACUGUGCGACGAAACAAAAGACAUGCUGGCGCGAUCCGCAAUUGACAUGAAGGCUCACAUCGUCGGGGUGACUGAGAGCUUGGGCACUUUCCUCGAGGAAGAUCUUGGACCAGAGAAACUCGGCUUGUCGAAGCAAUUGAGAGACCAUCUCGACAGGUUUCGAAGUACCCUGCACUUGUUCUAUGUACACGAGAUCAACGGCUACUUCCCUCCGGACGCGAACGAUCCUUGGGGUAAGCGACUGUGGCACGGCAUGUACGAUGACUUCCACAACCUUUACAUUUACCUGGCAGACACAAAAUCUACCGACGAACAUGCUAGCAUCUUGGGCUCUCAGGGCGGACUAUGUGUGGCUCAGAACCUGAAUGCGUUUGAUCACCGCCACGGUUUUAUCGCUUUGCCAUACACAAUGCCUCUUCUGCCGGAGCACCAAAUAAGUACACAGAGCUGGACCGCGGGACCUCGCCGAACUUUCGGAUCACUGCGCGUAAAGCGAUCGAACACAAACAGCCCGCCAAAGUCAUCUCCAAGGCAGGCGCUAUCCAAAGCAAGUAAUCAGAGCGACAGCAGUGUGACGAGCAAUCGCCUGGUGCAAGAAUACAUUCGUUUCGAGAAUCUAAAAGAUGAAGAGAAGGUUCCGGCAACUGAAGCUCGCAAAGUUCGAUGGAUCCUGGUAUACAGCGUACUGCAAUUGCUAAUCAGCAUCACCAAAGCGCCAGCUGAGGUUCGUCAUACGCAAGGCACAACUUAUCCCCUCUGCGUUCUGGAUUCAGCUUGUCCCACAUGGCCUGAAGAUCACUUGACUGUUCCGCGACCCGAACAACACGCGGCGCAGUAUCUUGCUGCCGUGGAGGAAGUGCGAAAGUCUUUCGAGGAGGACAGGAUCUCGAUCCAUCCUGACUGUGAGGCAAGCUGCGCCGCCGACUACUUCUCCAUGAACUCGCUUCCAAGAAACGAUCCUAGUCCACCUCCAGCAACCGCCGCAAUUCCUCCACUCAGAAGGUCUUUGACUCUGUCACGUACUGCUUCUAUACGAUCCAGUGUGAGUACUCUACACAGGUCUGUGGUUGGCAGUCUGGCGCGAAGGAACAGUUCGCGCAGAAACAGUAUCUUGGCGCCUUCUGCAAAAUCACCAACCCAGGGCACCUUCUGCGAGACGCUUCAUGAGUUGCAAGGCAGUGAAGUUGGCGAGUCUUCUCCUGUUGACAGUAUCAUGAAUGUCGACUCAAAGUUCGACGAGGCGAAGGCUGUGCCGUUCGAGCAGCAACAGUCCAAGUGGACAGAUGCUCCAGCUCUAGAGAUGCAACAGCUUUCUCUCACCGAAUCUGCAGUGCCCAUGAGAAAGUUGCGCCACACGAAUGGAAUGCGACGACACAAACGAAUCAAGUCCCGAUCAGGACCUGUCAAUUGCGGCACUUCGCUUUCGGAAGAAACAUUGGAUUCUAACGCGCCCAUGGAUCUGCCUCAGAAGCUCGCAUCAGAUCUUAGUACCUUUGCGGGAUUCCAAUUUGACUUUGACAUACCGCAGAAGACUGCAGACUCGGACAAGCAGAAGUCUACAGCGCCGCCAGCAUUAUAUCAUGAAUCAACCCCAGGCAAAUGGGCAAACAUCAAUGUAGGAUGUUAUGAGCCCACUGGCCAAUUCACGAGAAAGAAUCGAGUGGCAAGUGACGCCUCGCUUGCCUCGAUAGCCUCAAACACGAGCUCCAACUAUCCAGAAGACAGUUUACAAGCAGAUGAUAUUGAAGAAGAAGAUGUGCGCGGAAGAGGUCGCGUCAGAGGUCUCGGCAGACGACAGCAUUUGGCUUUUGUUCAUGUUAGAUAAGAUACCCACUCCUGCGAUCGAUGCAUUUUUGUAGCUCUUAAAAAGAC
Molecule: messenger RNA, 2609 nt
Organism: Cercospora beticola
Lineage: Eukaryota; Fungi; Ascomycota; Dothideomycetes; Mycosphaerellales; Mycosphaerellaceae
Source: RefSeq, a predicted model, not a curated record